UCCAGGUAAUGGUGCCUCGGAGACAAAACACACUUCUGCUUCAGCCUCUGCUGUCUGAUACAGAAUACAAAGUUACCAUCACUCCCAUCUAUUCUGAUGGGGAAGGAGUCAGUGUCUCAGCUCCUGGCAAAACUUUACCCUUGUCUGCUCCUAGAAAUUUACGUGUCUCAGAUGAAUGGUACAACAGAUUACGUAUCAGUUGGGAUGCCCCACCAUCACCAACAAUGGGUUACAGAAUUGUCUACAAACCUAUCAACAUCCCUGGUCCUGCGUUGGAGACCUUUGUAGGGGAUGAUAUUAAUACCAUUCUCAUUCUAAAUCUCUUCAGUGGAACGGAGUACAGUGUUAAAGUAUUUGCUUCAUACUCAACAGGCUUCAGUGAUGCCCUAACAGGCAUAGCCAAAACCUUGUACCUGGGUGUGACAAAUUUGGAUUCCUAUCAAGUCCGCAUGACUAGCCUCUGUGCUCAGUGGCAGCUUCACAGACAUGCUACUGCGUACAGGGUAGUUAUAGAAUCGCUUGUGGAUGGGAAAAAGCAAGAGGUAAAUCUUGGUGGAGGGACACCUAGACAUUGUUUCUUUGAGCUGAUGCCUGGAACUGAAUAUAAAAUCAGUGUUCAUACACAGCUUCAGGAGAUAGAGGGCCCUGCUGUAAGCAUCAUGGAGACAACAUUACCAUUUCCAACUCAACCCCCAACAACACCUUCAACACCACCUCCACCACCUACAAUCCCUCCUGCAAAAGAGGUGUGCAAAGCAGCCAAAGCUGACCUAGCGUUCCUAGUGGAUGGCUCAUGGAGUAUUGGAGAUGACAAUUUCAAUAAAAUAAUUAACUUUCUCUAUAGCACUGUUGGAGCUUUGGAUAAGAUUGGUCCUGAUGGAACGCAGGUGGCAAUAAUUCAGUUCAGUGAUGAUCCCAGGACAGAAUUUAAAUUGAAUGCAUACAAAACAAAAGAGACUCUUCUUGAAGCUAUUCAGCAAAUAGCCUACAAAGGAGGAAAUACAAAAACAGGCAAAGCCAUUAAACAUGCAAGAGAAGUCUUGUUUACUGGAGAGGCAGGCAUGAGAAGAGGCAUUCCAAAGGUUUUGGUUGUCAUUACUGAUGGGCGAUCACAGGACGAUGUGAACAAAGUCUCCAGAGAAAUGCAACUAGAUGGUUUCAGCUUUUUUGCUAUUGGAGUAGCUGAUGCUGACUAUUCAGAGUUAGUUAAUAUUGGCAGCAAGCCCAGUGAAAGACAUGUCUUCUUUGUGGAUGACUUUGAUGCCUUUACAAAGAUUGAAGAUGAGCUGAUCACCUUUGUUUGUGAAACUGCAUCAGCAACCUGCCCAUUGGUAGUUAAAGAUGGCAACAAUUUUGCAGGAUUUAAAAUGAUGGAAAUGUUUGGUUUGGUUGAAAAGGAGUUUUCAGCUGUGGAAGGGGUUUCAAUGGAACCUGGUACAUUUAAUGUUUACCCGUGUUACAGACUGCACAAGGAUGCCCUAGUAUCCCAGCCUACCAAGUAUUUGCAUCCUGAAGGUCUCCCAUCUGAUUACACCAUCACGUUUCUCUUCCGUAUACUCCCUGACACACCUCAGGAGCCAUUUGCUCUUUGGGAGAUUUUAAAUGAAGAAUAUGAACCACUGGUUGGAGUUAUUUUAGAUAAUGGUGGUAAAACUCUGACUUUCUUUAACUACGACUACAAAGGAGAUUUUCAAACUGUGACUUUUGAAGGUCCUGAAAUAAGGAAGAUAUUUUAUGGGAGUUUUCAUAAGUUGCAUGUUGUUAUCAGCAAAACUACGGCCAAAAUAAUUAUUGACUGCAAGCAAGUGAGCGAGAAGACCAUUAAUGCAGCAGGGAAUAUCAGUUCUGAUGGCAUAGAAGUGCUGGGGAGAAUGGUCAGAUCCAGAGGACCAAGAGACAACUCUGCGCCAUUGCAGUUACAGAUGUUUGACAUUGUUUGUGCUACCUCAUGGGCCAAUCGGGACAAAUGCUGUGAGCUUCCUGGCUUGAGAGAUGAGGAAAAUUGCCCUGCCCUUCCUCAUGCUUGUUCCUGUUCAGAAGCUAAUAAGGGUCCCCUUGGACCUCCUGGACCACCGGGUGGUCCAGGUGUCAGAGGUGCCAAAGGUCAUCGUGGCGAUCCAGGUCCAAAGGGACCAGAUGGACCUCGAGGUGAAAUUGGUGUUCCUGGACCGCAAGGACCUCCAGGACCACAAGGACCCAGUGGACUUUCUAUUCAAGGGCUUCCAGUGAGACUUAUAAAAUCAAUAGGGUCCUUUCCUGUGAUUUUUGGAACAGCAC
Molecule: messenger RNA, 2277 nt
Organism: Fulmarus glacialis (Northern fulmar)
Lineage: Eukaryota; Metazoa; Chordata; Aves; Procellariiformes; Procellariidae
Product: collagen alpha-1(XIV) chain
Exons: 19
Cellular component (GO): interstitial matrix
Molecular function (GO): protein binding
Source: RefSeq, a predicted model, not a curated record